Messenger RNA from Mus musculus (house mouse), 24477 nucleotides. It is a transcript of the gene Ptchd4, whose product is annotated as patched domain containing 4. Lineage: Eukaryota; Metazoa; Chordata; Mammalia; Rodentia; Muridae. Gene Ontology annotation, cellular component: membrane. The record is from RefSeq and is a predicted model, not a curated record. The coding region runs from base 6780 to 8312 and encodes 510 amino acids. The transcript is spliced from 3 exons.
GUACAGGGUUCCUCUUUUAACAAAUGGUAUGGGGGAAAAUAGAGGUGAAUUCUUACAAGCUUAAUUAUUGAAAGAGUAGCUCUCGUAGUUAAGUUUCCUAUUGCUAUGAUAAAAUACAUGACCAAAGCAACUUCAAGAGGAAAGGGUUUAUAUUAUCUUAUAUGUCUCAGGUCAUACUUCAUCACUAAGGAAAGUCAGGGUAUAACUCAAGGCGGGAAUCUGGAAGCAAUAGCUAAAGCAGGAUCCAUGAAGUAACCCAGUUUACUGUUUAGCUCCCUAUGCGUUGUUUGGCUGGCCUGCUUUCUUUUGUCUUCUAGGGCUUUGGGUCCAAAAGUGGCACCUCUCCCCUGUGAACUGGGCCCAUCACAGCAAUCAUUUUUGUUAUUAAUCAAGACUACACUUCAUCACAGUCAAUCUAUGGAAAACUUUUCUCCCCUCUUCCCAGUUAGAUCUAGGUUUGUAUCAAGUUGAAAAAAAAAACAGUCAGAAGCUAACCAAUGCAGAAAUAACUGCCAAGGAAGAGGGAAAAGAUUUGUUUAAAGCAUAUUAUAGUAAGUUGUAUUGUUUUAAAUCUCUAGUUUCAUGUCUCUGAUGUAGCUGUGAAAUUCUCAUGCCCUGAUGAGAGUUAAACAUAUUCAAGAAAGAAGGGAGAUCAACAUACCAAUCUUUCCAAGGCAAAUGUAGAGAAUUCUAACUCUACCAAUGAUUAAAACAACUAGAAACAUACAGAAGGUGCUUUCUGUAACAUAUCAAAGUGAACUCCUAUUCAAAUUAUUUUCAUUUAAUUGGUUGGGUCUGAAGAGAUUGUCUUGGAAUUAAAAUAUAUAUAUAUAUAAAACAGCUAGAGAUAUUGCUCACUAUCACUCAUAGAAUACGCUCAAAGAGGACCCAUUCCCAUGACAGCUCACAACCAUCUGGAGCUCCAGUUCCAGGGGCUUUAACAACUUCUUUUUGCCUAGUUGGACAAUAAGCACAAAUAUGUUGCCCAGGAAUGGAAAACACUCAUACCCAUAAAAUAAAAAUAAUCUUUUCAAAAAUAGCAUCUGUGAAAGGUAUCUUAUAUUUAUAGGAGAAUAAUAUUGUUUUGGAGAAAAGCCAUUUUAUGUUUUACCCCAUCAAUAUAAUAUGCGAUCACAGUUUCUUGGAGAGUGUUACUUGAAGUUCAGGUGAGGUUGGAUAGUUCCCAUUCUCAUCUCAUUAAAGAUUGAGAUCAGCUUUGUUUGGUGACUGUCUUUUUUUUGUUUAUCUCAUUGCUGUCACUAAAUACCUAGCAAGAAGCAAUUUAACAAAAGAAAGAUUCAUCUAGACUUAUAGUUGAAGAUGGGAUACAGUUCAUUAUGGUAGAGAAGUUAUGGCUGCAGGUGUGAAAGGCAUCCAAUCAAAUCACAUUGGCACUCAGGACGUAGACACCAGACAGGAAGUGGGACCAGGCUACCAACCAUAAAGACCCAUCUCGUUUCUCACAUCGUCCAGCAAGGCUGUAUCUCCCAAAGGUUCUAGACCCUUCCAAAGUACCACCAGCAGCUAGGGGUGAGUAUUCAAACAGGUAAACAUAGGGAGAAUGUUUCACAUUCACACCACAGCAAUAGCUCUUUUUUUUAAAUAUUGAAGUAUUUGCUUUAGCACUCUUUCACUAAUAUGACCAAAAAUAUGGCCCAAGUGGUCAACUUUACAUAUGCUUCAAUGCAAAUAGAAGAACUAUAAAGAUCUGUGAUUUACCAAAGAAUGAUACCCCAAACCCAAAUAGCAAAGAGCCUUUAUUCAGCAGAGAUCCAGCAUACAGGGGUCUACCAUACAUCAGGAUGGAAGAAAAGACAGAGGCGUAAGAUUUGUAGGGUCAAUUUAAAGCAGAGUAAAUGUAGAGAAUAGGGUUGGGGUAGAACUGGAUGACUUUUACCUUUCUUUCCCUUGAUUGGUUGGCUCUAUCUAUUUUCCUUUGUGAUUGGUUGAGGCUCUGGAAAACUGGGCCGGCUUUCCAGAACUGUGGCUCAUUAGUUAUUCUUAGCUCAUGCUUGGUUCAGGCAAGGUGGUGGGACGGCUCCUGGCAGCUCUUGAUUGGCUGUGUGUGAGGGAUGGUUUUUUUCUUUUUUUCUUUUUUCCUGUAAUUGACUUGUUUUGGACUUUUCUAGCUCUGGGAAAUAGAAAUUCAGGCUUAGUUUCCCAAACUGCCACAUUUGCAGCCUGUAAUGGAGUCAGCCUGGUUCUGGCCAACUCAGUUUUCUCAGAACUUACUUUUUGUCGGUAAUCUAUGCUAGCAGCCAGAUGAGUUUUUAUUAUUAUAAACUGCUUCUAUUUGUUUCCUCUUAGAACAAAGUAUUCACAACAAUAUCCUUUAAGACAGUCAAUACAUUCAAUACAUAUGUAAAUGCAAAUCUGCUGUUUCCAUUCUUCUGUCUCCUCAAAUUAUUCUCCCUGCUCCUCCUCCACUCAACUCUAAGAGCCCUCUGUUUCUAAGAGUCUUCCAUGGAAUGUUGUCAAAGGAAAAGUCAGUCAUUCAUUGUUGUUGACCCAAGUGGAUUACUUAUUAUCCCAAUGUGCACUGCAAAUGGGUACUAACAUAACUCAAAAUAAUGAUGAUCAGUCUACCAAUAUUAGCUAAAAUUUAUUUUGGCAUUAUUAAUAAUUUGCAGACAAACUGAUCUCUGAUGAAAGUAGGAUAAUCACAAUUUUAUGCACAUGUAUUGUCUUAGUUUUUUUUCCUGUUGUUGUGAUAAACACUCAGGCAAAAGCAACUUUAAGAGCAAAAAGGGUUAUUUCAAGUAACAGUCAGUGCAUCAUUGUAUGACAGUCAAGGCAAGAACUUGAAGGUCUUAGUCAGAUUAUAACCACAGUCAGGAGUGGAGAGAGAAUAAUGUAUGUUUGCUUGUGCUUACCUCACUUUUUCUACUCACACAGCACAGGUCCCCAAGCCCAAGGAAUGUUGCCACCCAUAGUUGGAAGGUUCUUCUACAUCAAUUGACAUAAUGAGAAUAAUAUGAGAAUAAUCCCUCACAGGCCAACUUGACAUAGACAAUCCCUCCUUGAGACUUUAUUACCAGGUGAAGAUCAUAUCAAGUUAAAGAUUCUCUCCCUCUCUUUCUCUUUCUCUCUUUCUCUCUCUCUCUCUCUCUCUCUCUCUCUCUCUCUCUCUCUGUGUGUGUGUUUGUGUGUGUGUGUGUGUGCAUGUGUGUGUGUAUGCAUGUGUCUGUCUCCUGUCUUUCUGUAUCUCUCUCAUUCUCCAUCUCUGUCUCUGCCCCUUCCCCCUCUCUUAUACACACACCUACUGUAUAAUGUGUGUUUUCUAAUUAGUCAGGACCUUCACUGAAGUUGUUCCUAAAAUUAACUAUGGCCUUAGGUAAAGAUGAUGAUUUUACUGGGAAAGUAAGACAGACCUACUUCCACUCAGGACUGGAGUAGCAAAUAAUAAUAAUAAUUAUUAUUAUUAUUCAAAGUACAGGCCAUCAUGUAAUGAGGCAAGUCACACUUAUAUUUUAUCCAUAAAUCUUCAUCUGAGAUUAUAAUGCCUUGGUCUUUGGGGUGACAUUUGAAAUGUGAAGACUUUUAAAGUAAAGGUGGAAUGAUAGAGUGAGAAAUGAUUGCAUAAGCAGCAGAAGAAGUUGGAAGAUUUUAAAGAAAUGUUGUAGCACCAAAGUAGGGAUUAAUGGAGAACAAGAAACAAAACUAGGGUUUUUAAAAAAGGGGGGGAGGGCGCGAGUGGCCAUGGUUAACAGACCUGCUAGACAGGUCAACAGGUCAGCAAGAAUAAAUAAUCUCAAAUUCUAAUUUAACUUUUGUAAGAACCCAGUUCUAUGUAGAUGAAUAGGUCUGAGAGAUAAAGAUGUAAAAAUAGAUAAAACAAAGAGUUAUGAGGCAAAAAGAAUAUUCUAAAUUAUUAAUAGGAGUUUUCUGUGUUGUAAGAUGUAAAAUAUAUUAUAAACCAUUAUUGCAUCUUUAGAAUUUUCACUGGAAAUGUAUCCUAUGUUAUGAUCUGCAAAGGGGAUUAAUAGGCAGGUAUAUGUGUGCAUACUUUUCUUUCAGUAAUUCUCAGCCUAAAUCAGUAAUUCUCAAUCAAGGGCAGUUUUGUUCUUAGAGAGUAUUUAUCAAUUUCUGGAGAAAUUAUGACCAUGACUCUGGGUAUAUUGUUGAGAAUGGAUGGGUAAAGUAAUGAGAUUAGACUUCCUACAGUGCUUAUGACAGCCCCUAAAAUAAAGUAUUACACAGACAGAAGUGCUAAUAGUUUCAGGAUUGGCAAAUCCUGACAUGAAACAAACAACAGAUUUACAAAGUUCUCCAUGUAAUGAGUUCUACUUAUAUUAUUUAAUACUUCCUUGAAACUGUAAUACAAUGUGUUUUGGUCAUAUUACCUCUCAGCCCCCACUUCUACCCAGAUUCACAUCCCUUUUUCUUCCCACCCAACUGUGUGUUCUUUUUCCUCCAUCAAGGACAAUGUAUGCUACCCAAUUAUUGUUGAGUGUGUUGUCUUCCUUUGGACACAGUGAUCUCACCAAGGACGAUAUUCUUAAGGAAACUGAUCCUCUCUUAGAAGCAAACAGUUGCCAAUAACUCCUCAGCUAGGGGCAGAUAUGCCUGUCCAGCUCCCCUCUACAUUCUGGGAUUUGGUCCAGCUUGGGCUUACACAGGUCUGGUGCAUGCUAUCACAUCUGCUGUGAGUUCAUAUGUGCAGCUGCCUGAUGAUUUAAACCAUUUGUUUUUAAACAUCAAAAACUGAAUGGGUUCUUGAAUUGUCAUAAAGGUAAUACACACAUGCACAUACAUACCUUUAUGAUAACACAUUCUACAUAAUAAAUAUACACAUACAUACAUACAUACAUACAUAUACAUACGUGUGUGUGUGUGUGUGUGUGUGUGUGUGUGUGUGUGUGUGUUUCUCCAAGGGCCCAAUGCAUUCAGGCUGUUUCCACAUAUUAUAUUUUUCCAAGGAUUUACACUGGGAGUAGUAUCUAACCCCAUAUUCCUUUGAAUUAUUCUCUUCUAGUUUAUGUUCCUGCAAUUUUGUUUUUUACAGAAAUAUUGAUGGUUUCAUCAUAGUGACACUAUUUAUUUGCAUGUAUAGUUUUAUAGUUUCCUACUUAUAAAACAGGUAUUUAGAAACUGUGAUGUCCCUCUGAAGAUCAUGUAGAGCAAAGUGGCUUGAGCUAACUUAACAUUUUCAGAAAGAUUGCUUAUUGUUUGCCUUUACAUCAUGUGUUGGCUUAUUUAGAAGCCCUGGGUAGAUGUAUAUUGGAUUGUAUAGCAUUAAACAGUUUGUAUUUCUUCUGGGUAAAAUUUAUACGUGUAUAAUAAUAUACAGGUAUAAAUAUAAUACUUUUUAGAAUUUAUGAUAAAAAUAUGUCUGAAGGCUUAUCUAUAGUCAAGAAUUCAGUUGCUAUCAUUUGGUAAGAACUAAGUGGGCUGUAGUUUUAACUCAGUGAGUAGAGUUCCUGUCUAACAUUAAUGAGGCACUAGGUUUGAUUCUCAGCUCUAAAUAGUGGUUCAUGUGGCAAGUUACAGCACUGUAGAUGUGGUAAUAGGAAACACAGAGUUCAAGGUCAUCCUUGGCCAUAUAGAGAGUUGUGGCCAGCAUUUACUAUAUAAGACCAAAAAAAAAAAAAAAAGAUGUUAAUGGGUAUGUUCUUUAAUGAUCUAAUAUAUUCUGUAUAAAAAUAAUGUUUUCUCAGAAUGAAAGUAACAUGCAAUUCAUUUCCUAACUUUAAAGAAAAUGCACCCUAACCAGAAUAGAACUUGCCAUGAGAAAUGUUUUUUCCAUGGCAAAUUGGCUGAGGACUUAAAUAAGAGAAUUAGUCAGAUACGAUUUCAGGAAACAAAAAAGGGUCAGUAUAACUGGGACCUUCAGAUAUGGCUCUGAGACAAAGAGGGCUGAGCUGACCUUGAACAGACUAAUGAACACAGGAAGCAAUGAGAGAUGCAGAAAAUAGGAUGAAUGAAACUGAGAAGAGAUUGGUUAUGGCCAUAUUUGUGAAGCCAUGAACAAGCAGCUGUUGCCAGGGCAGUCAAUAAAUUUGAGCUGCUAAGAAGUAACCAAAUUGUGUGAGAAUAAGAAGAGUGAGUUUCAUAUAAAUACACUGUAAAAUACCUAUACAAUACAUAUGGAUAAGAUAAAGCAUUCCUUGCCCAGAUAUUACAUUUUCAUUCUCUAAUAUAUUUAAAAUGAGUACAUAAACUUAACAGAACCAUCAGCACCAUGCCACACAUAAGAGACUUUUGUACUACAUAAAGCAAAACCCUGUCCUACAUAGGCUACAUAAUGCUCCAUUAAAAUGACCAUUAGCAAAGGCAAGCCAAAUUUAGCCUCAGCACUCUGACUUUUCCUCCCUAGUGACUACAAAGAAAACUAAUGUCCUCAUUUCCAAAGAGAGGUGCUCUAAUUAAAGUCUUAUUUCAGUGACCCUAACCACUAUCAUAAUAGAUUAUGUUGUCAAGAGAGUAAGAAAGACUUCCUCUUGGUCAAUGAGUGUUACAGAAGAUAUGAAUGAACAACCAUUGUUUGUUUCAUUAAGUUUUUUCAGUAACACCAAUAUGCAGCUUAUAAUUAUAUGUGUGAAGUAAUAGAUAAUUGCCUCCAAAAAUAUAAAGUCUGCUUCUAGUGCAUCUGCAGUUUUCAUAACCCUUUCUACUUGUUAGGGUAACAUCUUUCCUGACAAGAAACUCAAAAAAGACACCAAAGGCUUUAUGUUUGAGGUCAUGGAACUAAAGGAGUAUUUGAGCUUCUGUCUGGAUGGCGGAGAACCAAAGAGAAUUUACCCUUCAAAGACAGGGUAGCAGAUGCCUACUCUGAUGUGAUGGUCACCUACACCAUGACCAGUUCCCUGUACUUCAUCACAUUUGGUAUGGGUGCCAGCCCCUUCACAAACAUAGAGGCCGUGAAGAUCUUCUGUCAGAAUAUGUGUGUCUCUAUUCUGUUGAACUACUUCUACAUUUUCUCUUUCUUUGGCUCUUGCCUGGUCUUUGCUGGACAACUUGAGCAAAAUCGAUACCACAGCAUCUUUUGCUGUAAGAUCCCUUCUGCAGAAUACCUGGACCGCAAACCUGUGUGGUUCCAGACAGUAAUGAGUGAUGGGCACCAACAGACAUCGCAUCAUGAGACAAACCCCUACCAGCACCAUUUCAUUCAGCACUUCCUUCGAGAACAUUACAAUGAGUGGAUUACCAAUAUCUAUGUGAAGCCAUUUGUGGUCAUCCUGUAUCUCAUUUACGCCUCUUUCUCCUUCAUGGGGUGCUUGCAGAUCAGUGAUGGAGCCAGCAUCAUCAACCUACUAGCCAGUGAUUCCCCAAGUGUUUCCUACGCCAUGGUUCAGCAAAAAUAUUUCAGCAACUAUAGCCCUGUAAUAGGAUUCUACGUCUAUGAACCCCUGGAGUACUGGAACAGCAGUGUCCAAGAGGAUCUGCAGAGGCUCUGUAGUGGGUUCACUGCAGUGUCCUGGGUAGAGCAGUAUUACCAGUUUCUGAAAACGAGCAACAUCAGUGCCAAUAACAAGACUGACUUCAUCAGUGUCCUGCAAAGCUCGUUUUUAAAAAAGCCAGAAUUCCAACACUUUCGGAAUGAUAUCAUUUUCUCCAGAGCUGGUGAUGAAAACAACAUCAUUGCUUCUCGCUUGUAUCUGGUGGCCAGGACUAGCAGGGACAAGCAGAAGGAAGUCAUAGAAGUUCUGGACAAGUUGAGGCCCCUGUCUCUCUCAAAGAGUAUCCGGUUCAUCGUGUUUAAUCCUUCCUUUGUUUUCACAGACCAUUACAGUUUGUCAGUCACUGUGCCUGUUCUGAUCGCAGGCUUUGGGGUUCUCCUGGUGUUAAUCCUGACUUUCUUCCUAGUGAUCCAUCCUCUGGGAAACUUCUGGCUAAUUCUUAGCGUCACCUCAAUUGAGCUGGGCGUUCUGGGCUUAAUGACGUUGUGGAAUGUCGACAUGGAUUGCAUUUCUAUCUUGUGCCUUAUCUACACUUUAAAUUUUGCCAUUGACCACUGUGCACCACUGCUUUAUACAUUUGUAUUAGCAACUGAGCACACCAGAACACAGUGUAUAAAAAGCUCCCUGCAAGAGCAUGGGACAGCCAUUUUGCAAAACAUUACUUCUUUUCUUAUUGGGUUGCUCCCCCUCCUCUUUGUGCCUUCAAACCUGACCUUCACACUGUUCAAAUGCUUGCUGCUGACCGGGGGUUGCACGCUUCUGCACUGUUUUGUUAUCUUACCUGUGUUCCUAACCUUUUUUCCUCCUUCCAAAAAGCACCACAAGAAAAAGAAACGGGCCAAACGAAAGGAGAGAGAGGAAAUUGAAUGCAUAGAAAUCCAAGAGAACCCUGAUCACGUCACCACAGUCUGAGGGUGGAGACUUUUUCUUUUCCAGUAUUGCACAAUGAUGCAGGGCUAGUAAGGCUCAGACCUCAGCUGCUUGGGCUGGCCAGGGGUAAAAAGGCAGGUCAGAUCAAGAGUGCAUUUUUCAUGACGCAUCCAAGGGUCUGCUUCUUUUGAUGGAAGAGAUAAUAAAAGGAGGUGAAGUUCUUUACAACCUUGUGCUCCAUGAGAGAUAAUUCUCCAGACAUUGAUCUUAGAGCUUUUCUGAGAAAUGGAUGGAUUGGUGUGGUCAGAUGGAAGGCCGAAAGAUCUAAAGAUUCUUAGAAGAAAUGGAGAAGAGAGAAUAGGUGGUCUCCAGAUAGGGGAAAGUACAAAAAGAAAUGUCUAAUUUGUCAUGUCACUUCAUGUUUUCAUGAACAGAUCAAUCAAAGGAAACCUAUGCACAUGGGAAGUACACAUUUAAUCCUGUAUAAACCAAAGGACCGGACCUCCCAAUCCACUUUGUGUGUACAUAUAAGUAUACAUAUACAUAAUAUGUCUUGAGUGUGUGUUGGUGGUUGGAUGAAAGAAGAUGUUCAUUUGCAGAUAGGCUGGCCUUUCUCAAAAAGUCAAAUCAACAUUAGUCAAAUAUAUAACCUCAUUAGGGAUGAUACAAAAUAUAUAAUUGGUCACUUGAAAUCAACUCAACUGUCUAAAUAGCAAGAGAAUUAUCAACUGUGUGAUAACAAGAUAGACAGAAAUUUGAAUCCAUUAAAUUCUACCUAUCAUGUUGUUGGUCACUGAGAUCCUACGUUUGGGAUGACUUCACCAAAACUCCAAAAGGUAUUUGAGUUAAUUAGCAUGUGAACAAACGUUUAGAAUCUAAAGUAGUUGAGAUAGCUUGUCAUUAGCUUUUAACAUUUCUGUGUAUUUGGAAGGCCAGCAUGGCUACUUUUGGAUAUCUCAUCCACCUGAAAAAAAUGAGCCCUUUAAGCACAUUGUUUUUGCAUGCAUAUGUAAGGGUACACAGUGUAAGUGAGAGAUGGAAAGAAAUGAUGAGAUACCAUUUCGUAGUUAAGAGCUCUUAAGUUAAAUGGUGAAAAUACACUGUUGUGGCACAGGUGGCAAUUAACACAGGAAAAAGAAAAUGUCUGGAAAAUGUAGCGAGUAAAAUGAGCCAUCUACCAUUCACCAUCUCGGCAUCAAACAGCCUGUUGUUUAAGAAAAACUUGCCAACUCUACAGACUCUAAUGUGUUCCUUGGAAUAAGUCUGGGAGCAUUAACCAAGACCAUGAUCACUAUGAUGGUGGUCACCAUAACCCCUGCAGCAUCAUUUUGUAGCUUCUUGGAGUAUCAUUGUCUUCAUUAACUAGAAAGUAAUCUCCUAUGGCAAGCACAGCUCUCUACUGGUGCCAUAUUAACUGUGUGUAAUUGCACCUGGAGUCCUUACAUUAAAAAAAGAAAGAAAGAAAGAAAAAGUAUUGAGGUAAAUGUUUUGGGUUUUUUUGGUUUUGUUUGUUUGUUCGUUUGUUUGUUUGAGUUAGUGUUGAAAACUAUGCCCCAGGCAAGUACUCAGUCUGCUGGGUGCGUUCAAGGACUAAGGCUGCUAUUCAUGUUGGAGAACCUUACUAGAAAAUUCCUUUUCCAUGCCAAAUAAGGAACCUAAGGGAUGAUUCAUUUCUGGGUAAAAUAAAACAAAUGCCUAAUGAUUACACAUCCUGCUAAGAAGCUCUUUUUCCUGAGGAACAUUUACAUUUCCUACCAAUUUGGGUUGUAGAAUUUAAAUGCAUUAACAAUACUAUUGGCUUUAAAAAACAAAACACAACUAAAACUCUUAGAAAAUUCCAUUCCUUUUAAGUUUUAGGAAAUAAUGCUGAUAGACAGUACUGCUCUUCUAAAUGAUGCAAAUUUUUAAAUGGACAUCAUUUAAAUGAAACUUCAGUUUAUUGAAUGACAUUUGUUCUAUUCUACUUUAAAACUGCUGUGUUUCAAUGUCUCCCCUGAUGUGGAUACAAUAGCUAUAGAAUUAAGGAGGGACCAUAACUUCCCAUAACCGCACUUGAUAUUUUCACUGUAUCUGUAAAGCCAUGUCACAGGUAACGCCAGCCUUUCAUUGCAAGAACUUUUGUCCUAGGGGGAACAGACAUUUGGACAGUUGACCUCCAGGCCAUGAUCUCAUAUUUGAAGUCGAAUUUUCUAAGCAGUUUUUGCAGUUGGAGAACAGAAUUCCUCUUUCAAAGUUACUCAUCGUUUAUGAAAAUUUCUAUCACUCCCACCUGCUUGUAAAGACAGCCACUAAGAAGCUGAGGAUUCCAUAUCACUUCAUAUCUGUCCAUAUUCAGUGAAACUCCAUUGUUUCACCAAUUGUUUAUUUAAAGAUAACUUACUUGUGUUUUAUAAUUGCCAUACCAUUUCAGAUACAAAAAAAAAAAAAAAAAAAACCCAACAACAACAAAAAGAUUGACAAGCUAAUUGGCAAGCUUGCAAACUGCCAAAUACAUGGAAGUACCGCUGCAUAUUAUGCCAAAGCACCAGUUUCAGUCUCUCUCAAAGCACUUGGAUGGGGAAAGACUUGUUUAUAUAUUAAGUAUUGUCUUCAAGGAUCAGACGUGUAGGACAAACAAGAAUUUCUCAUUGUCCAAGUGUCUAGAGAGGUGGCAUUUUAGAAGAGAUGUUAACUUCUCCAGAACACGUGAUUCUCUCCAAGGAUAUGUAGCAAUAAUUUACUGAAAUGAAACUCCGUGUUCUGGAAGAGUUAAUAGGGUGCCCAAAAUUCCUUGUCUUGGUCUUAGGAAGUAAUGUAAGCCCAGAAGAACCUCGCAAAGCAUCCGGCAAACCUUCCAACCUCACACUGAAGCAGAUAUUUCCAAGAUUUCCUUCACUGAGUACCAAGUAUUAAAAUAUUAGAUCAUGAUUUGCAGGUAAACCUCCAAACUCAACCUUUUCUGAUUAUUGGUAUGCUCCAUCCUAGAUUUUCAAGUUUUUGCUUGCUUUAUCCAUUGUGAAGUGCUGAUGGCAUUCAAGUUAGGACGUUAUCGUCUAUCAAACAGAGGGGCCUUUCAAACCCUAGAAGAAAACAGUGGUGAAUCUUUUAGAACUGUGGAGUAUUUUAUAUACUGUAGUGUGUUUUCCCCUUGAUAGAAGAGAUUUUUAAAAACUUGUGAACCCCAUACUUUUUCUUGUUUAAAUUGGACUGUGUUCCCCCCCCCCACAGAAUGUGAAACAGAAAAUAUCAUUUUAUGUCCCAAUCUCCCCAAGGAGGAACUCACCUAAAUUAUCAGUCAAGAUUUGUCUAAAGGUUUCGUGGGCUGACCUACAUCAUGUGGAAGUCUGUUGAAAGAAUAUAUAGCUACAUGUUUUCUGGUGGGUUCUUGCAGUGACCAUGAACCUCUUUGAAGGCUGAGCAUGAGUACUCUAUGACAGAGCUAUUCUCAACUAAGUUUGUAUCUCAUAAAUGUCUUUCUUCCAAUUUAUUUCCAAUUGUUUUCCACAGAAAUGAACUUACAUGUUUUAUUUUGUAUUGUGAAAGAAAGAAGUGUGAUACCCGUAGCUUCUACGAUGCUAUAAUAGCCAUUCUUGUAUGUUGAUCUUGAGUGUAAGAGCUAUGUCCAUUCUGUAAUUAUCCAUUGCACUUUACCAUAACAAGCUAAUCCUUCUAGGCUUGCGAUUCGAGCUGGGGAUUAAUUAUUGCCAUUCAGAAUUGUGUGUAUUUUUAUAUGUUGACUGUAAAUAUUGUUAUUACAGUCAAAUAUUUUUAUGACCAAAUAUUUAUAAAUGCAUGGCACAAUGCACGCAUGAUUACUAGUAUGUAGAUGAUUAAAGACACUAUUUUCAGGGUUAUUACACUUUUUAUUAAAAUUCUCAUAUUCUCUAUCAUAAAUGCCUCAUGGGUUUUAGUUGCAAAGCCCUAAAGUCCAUAAAAAACUUCAUGCUAAGGGAAGCAAUCAGAAAAUUGCUUUCUCAUAGUAUCAAAAAAAAAAAAAAGCCACCUACACUAAGAUGGCCAUUGGGAAAACCCAGGGCUAAGCCAGGUCUCUGCUGGGUCAAGCAGAAUCUGCAUUAGGCAGGAAUCAAAUAUGCCCUGGAUGCCCUAAAGCAAGCCAGAAGUUACAGUACCUUAAAAAUGGACCUGUGAUGAUUUCUCAUGAGACUGUAGAAUUCUAUGAUUUACCCACGCUUCCCAGAGAAAAGUCUCCAUCCAAUCAGUGUUGUUCCUGUGUGCACAGCCCUCUGCUAAUUCUUUCAAAGGUGAUCCCGAAAGCUUUCAUUUAUUUCAAAGGAAUUUCAAGAUAAUUUUUAUUCUCUUUUAAAACAAUAAAAUUCUUUCUUUUACGGUGACAAAAAAAAUAAUAAUAAAGUUAUAACAAAGUUCUGCAGUAUCAAGUCAAAACAUCUAUGGCUGAAUCAGUGUGCCCUUGAAGUCUCCUCAUCUCAAAUUUGAAUACAAAACUCUGACUCAUCUCUGUGGCACAGGCCCUUAUGCCAACCUUUUUCCACAAUGAUCUGCAGAUACACUGCACAGAAGUUACAAAAGCCACUACAUAUUCUCCAGGGCUCUUUCAAACCAGUGGAGAUGUAAGAGUUUUAAUGUUUGGGGAAGAUUUCAUUGAAGAGUUUCCUGGAAAGUAUUAGGAGUGACCACCAUGAAUAAAAGAUAAGUGGAGCUUAUUAUAAUUGUGUCACUUUCCAGUCCGGAAUAGAUUUAGCUUGGAUUCUUGGAAGAGAUUGUUCAUGGCACACUGUGAGAAACAUUCCAUUAUCUAAAUGUGAGAAGGGAGCAGAAUCUCCCACUGAAAAUGGAAAUCGCUUUCAUCACCAAAGUCGGUGGAUUGCUGAGUCUUUAUUUGCAGCCAUACUGAGAGACCUUGAAAAAGAAAAAGAACAGCUGCUGUGGUUUUAUAGGUCUUAGUACAAUCUAUAGCAUUCAUGUCUAUAUGGAAUCAGGAUAUUCCCUUGUCUUUCCUCCUCUGACAUAAAAGUCCGAGUGACUGAAACCAUUUAUCCUCCUGCUCACCAGUGUAUCUGCAAUGCUUAUCACGUGUUCCCAUUAAUUAUGCAUAUUCUUUCAGCAAUAGACUUCCUGAUUCUUAAGUAGAAAAUCUGUCACUGUUUGAAAAGGACAGAGAUAUUGCUAAGCUACCUCACAGGGAUAUUUAAAGAUGAAAUGCCAUACAACCUUUGUCUAAAUGGUAAUACACUAUUAUUUAUUUUCCUUUCACUGGUAAAAUCGUACCCAGAUAGUGGUAAAAUGAACACCAUCGUGUGUAGUUUUAUUUCUGUGUGCCACUUACUAUAAAUAUUCACCAAUGCAGCAUCCCUUGGGAAAGAUGUUCAGUUAUCUCUUCAUGGAAAUCCCAGAGCAUGAAAAUUAGUGCAGCAAGAGUAUUAGUUCAGAAACAGUACUGCCUAGGGUUAACUUAGAGACAGUGGCUCAUCAGCAAGAUGUGUCAUCAAGUAAUCUGGGACUAACUUCAAUGAAAAGCCCAUUUGCCCUUCUUUGCAGAGGAUGGAAAGGCAUCAAUUACUUUACUUAUGUUAAGCAGUUAUGAAACAAUAAAGAUACUAGAAUGACUUCCUAGGUCCCCCCUGACCCACCCACCCAGUGUAAAACCACUGCUUUCUCCUCCACUAAGAUUCUGAACCACAGGCUGCUUCAAAUCAGUGAGGAGAAGACUGCUAGAAAGGAUAGCUGUCUCUUCGCAAGUCAAUAAACCAUGGGCGUGACCACGGAAACCGAGUGCUCCAUUUCCUUUCCUUUCCCAGAAGAAAUGCCCACAAGUUCCUAAUCCUGGUGCAGUGAGAUGCUAAUCUCUAUAGCCAAAUGAAAAGGAAAGAUAACAUGUAUAAAAUUAUAAAGUCCUGGCAUCCUAACAGUACAAACCCCAAUGGCAAAACACCAUUGCCAGUUGCCUUUGCCAUAAGGAUGGCUUUUUAAUAUAACAUUCCUUUUACAUUUUGGUUCUUUGCAUUCUUUUUUGUAAAAAUAGCCUUAUUCAUCACAUCCAAUUUUCCAGUAAAGGAUUGAAGACCUCUGUUCCAGAAUUCUGCACAUAGGACUUUAACUCUAAAGCUACCUUAUCGACAGAAGCUUAAAGGAAAAAAAAAAAACAAGUGCCAAAAAGAGUGACUUAAGUUGUAUUUCAGUGUCAAGAUGUCUUCUCCCAAAUAACAGACUGCCCAAAUACACAGCUUAGGUCUUCCUGAGCAUCAAAUAUUCUAAUUAUUAGAAAUUAUUAGAAUUAUUAUUAGAAAUAAUAUUAAUAAAAGAGCUUUAAAAAGUGAUUUCAGUGGUUUUAAUUUUCCAAAAUUUGACUCAUGGGGAACAUUUAUAUGUAUUUCCAUUCUCAGUAAGCAAAAUAAAAUAAUCUGAAAAUGAGUUUUUCUUGUAACUAUCACAGGAAUAAAUAAAUGUGAUUCUCCUAAUUGAAUAGCUCUCGUACCUUUGUGGAUAGAAAUUGUAUGUCAAAUAUUUAUCUUAUUUUUAUUUUCAGGUUUUACAUGUACAUCUAUACAAUCAUUUUAGUGAAAUUUCUCAGGAUCAUAUAGCUUAAGAAACCUAUGCCUGAGGCCUAAAGAUAAAUGUCUUAAGGAAAAAAAUAACCAAGACUUCACUACUUGUAACAAUGCUUCACGUUUACUUUAACUGUAGGACCACUAGACAAAGAUUUAUGGAGUUACUAUUUUCACCUUUGAUUUUCACAAAUAACUACUUUCCUUGUAUGUAGCAAGAGCAGUUGGUAUAUUUAAAAAGUCUUAGCAUAUACAAGAUACUAACAUGAUGAAAUUCCUAGUGUUAAUUGCUCUUGCUGAAUUUUUUUAAUCAUGCCAAAUGCUAUAAAAGUCAAGUCAUUUCUAGAUUAACUGCACUGUCCUUCAGUUCUUAUUGCUAAUACUAAAUGACAUAAUACCCAACUUACUCAUCUCACCUCAGGGAGUCCUUUCAACUUCCUGUCUUUUAGAGGAAGGUUCUCUCAUAGGCAAGUAUUAAAUUUCCCAGACAUAAUUCCUCUUGACUUUACAAUGUGAUAUAACAUUUCCCAUGCAUUUUAAAUGAAUCUUUAUAAAUAUACAUAUAUAUGUAUAUAAAUACGUGUGUGUGUGUGUGUGUGUGUGUGUGUGUGUGUGUGUGCUUUAAUUUUGUGAUUUUGUUUGUUUUGUUUUGUUGAGGCAGGGUUUCAUUGUGUAGCCCUGACUGGCCUUGAACUCACAGAGAUUCCCUGUCUCUGUCUACAAAGUACUGGGAUUAGCAGACCUAGCCAGAAUUUUUAUCCUUACAGGAGAUUUGUGUUGUUGUUUUCUUGUUGUUGUUGUUUUGUUUUGUUUUUUGUUUUUUGUUUUUGUUUUUGAGACAGGGUUUCUCUUUAUAGCCCUGGCUGUCCUGGAACUCACUUUGUAGACCAGAGUGGCCUCGAACUCAGAAAUCCACCUGCCUCUGCCUCCCGAGUGCUGGGAUUAAAGGCGUGCACCACCACGCCCGGCUGUUUGUUAUUUUUUGAUUGCUUGUUUAUAUAAUUUGAGAUAGGGAGUUUCUAUUUGUCUCCAAGUGACCUAGAGUAUCCCCAGAUGAUCAGUGUGUAUCCUAGCCUGUGAGCCUGUAACUCAUAAUUACCCUGCUUCCAUCUGUUCCUCCUUCCCAAAUCCUUGGAUUACAGGUAUGCAUCAUAAAUCUUGUUUUUUGUUUUUAUUACUGUUUAAACUCUUAAGGAUAUUAUUUAUUAAAACAUAACACUAUAAUAUACAUCCUGUACAUAGUUAAGAUAAUUCAUCAUCCAAAGCAAAUUAGCAUGCCUUGGCCAAGUUACAAGACAUUUUUUAUGAAACCCUAAGUCCAUAAAUAGCUCAACAAUAUGUAAAUUAGGAAUAUAUUAUCAAAAUAGCCUCAGUCGUUGUACUAAUUUCAAAUCUGAAGUAAUGUAUAAAUAAGUUGGCUGAAAUAAAUUCUACCCAAAAUUUAGUGUAUUAUCUGAGCCAAUUCUCUCUGAAGUUUAUUGCAUUGCAGUAAAUCCCUGUGGCAACAGAAAGUCUAAAACUGCUUGAAUUCAUCCCUUCUCUCACCAUCUGAGAACACAACAAUAAAUAAGAGAGUUGUCCCGAGGCAGCAUGCAGGCUUGGAAAUGGAGGUUCAGUGUGCCUCACAGGAUUCAGCUCCACAUCUGGGUGAAGUUAUGGGCUGUUGGCAGUCACACCUAAGUCAAGAGUUUGAACUUUUGAGUUUCCAAGUCUGUUGGGUUCUGGACAUUCAUGUGGCCAUGGUAUGAUGAGGAAUGCAUAGCUAGCCCACAUCCACAAGAUUUAAGUGCACCAAUCACAAAGUUAGAACACACACAAAGGAUCUUGGUGCUGAGCCUCUUUGUCUUUGAUAACAACAGUUUCAUAAGAAGAGCCAUGUGGCAAGGAAGGUCUUAUUUUGGACAAUUUCUAAUAUUUAAAAGAAAAAAAAACAAGGAGACAUUUGUUUCUUUGAUGAAAAUGUUUUAAUUUAUUCAUUUGCUGAUUUCCCACCUGCCUUUAAUAUUUAGAUUGCUAACUUACUUUCUUUUUCUUUUUGGGUAAAAUUAGUUUUUAUAUUUUUAUUUCUUGUUUUCUGGAUUAUUCUAUCAUAUAACCAAUUGAACAAGAACAAGGCUUCAAAUAAAAGACCCAGUUUUAUGUUUGUUCACACUUAUCGUUUCUGAGAAGUUGAAAUGUAGCCUCCUAGAGCUUUACAGUGAGAUAGUCAAAUGUAAGUUUUUAAAAUCUGGACAAAAAAAAUUAAAAGACACGUAAAAGUUUUUAAAAAUCUGAAAAAAAAAAGAUUUGGCUUGGUAUCUGCUUAUUCAUUUACUUUGUAACUUUUGAAAAUAAAAGGAUUGUAAGAGAUUAGAAAAAAACUUGACAUAUGUAAAUCUCUAAGAGAAUUCAAGCUCUUAUUCACUCCUCAUGGCUACAAUCUUACUCAUUUACUCUCCUCAUGACUUCUACCUUAUUCAUUUACUUAAAAAAUAUUAAGGGUGCCUGCAUUGACAUCAGAAAAAAAAAAAACACUCAGAAAAAUAUCAAAUUGGCUCUCCCAACUGGGUGGAUAGAAGAAAAGUUUUCCCAUGCUAUUUAAGGAAGCAGAGGAAGGAAUCGUGGACAUUUAUACUGAGUAUGAGUCUAACACGUGGAGCCAGAAGAGAGAGGACACAGAGUGUUCAGAAACAUCCCCGCAGGUUGUCCUGUGGCACCACUCCUCAGAGUGGGGGCCAGGCACAAUGGAAAACGGGAAUCUAUUGUGAUGAUGCUGUAUUUGAUUAUCAGGAUUUAAGAAGAAAAUUUGGGAGAGACACUUCUAGGCUUGAAGUUAUAUCCUUACAUAAUUUAAACAUGACAGUCUUCAUUUCUAAUGUCUGUAUUUUUGUCUUUCCUGUUGAAGUCCAGAACUCAAAACCUCAGCAAUAUCUCAUAAGUUUACAUUUCUGUUACUUAGUAUACAGUCAUGCCAAGAGCCACUUUAUGGCAGGAGGGUUGAAGUCCUAAAAGCUAUCUGUUCACAUCAGAUGCAUGAGAGAACUCUCAAAGUGCAGCCCACAAAGAUGGACCUGGAUAAACUAGAUCCCAAAUCCUCCAGGAAAAGCAGCUCCAACAUAACAUACAAGUUAGUCAUCUAACAGAGUAGGGAUGAUGAUGCCAACUCUGCAGAUAGUUUCAAGAAGGACCACAUUGUAACCAGCACUGUGUCUCUAUGGUUCCUUAAUUCACCUUUUCAACAGGAACAUACAUGACAGCUGUCUGUUCAAAGAAAUCGAAAUGCAGAUGACAUGUCAUGAGAAAUCAAUACACAAUUUACCCCUCCACAUGAAUACCCACUUCUAAAUGUAAAAUAUAAGACUGUGCUUUGGCUUAAAUGCUUCAGAUCAUAUUUAUAAUUUUGACUACAUUUAUCUAUUCCUUUUGCAUAUAGGCGCAUACUCAUGUCAUCCCAACCUGUGGAGGUUAGAGGACAAUGUGUAAGAGUGUGUAUGCUCUUUCCCUUCAUCAUGUGUGUCCUGGGAAAUGAGUUCAGUUCAUCAAGCUUGGUUGCAAACACUGUUAUCUGCUGAACUAUCUCACAAACCCACAAUCAUUUCUUAAAAUCACUUGCAUAUGAUUCACAGUUACAUUUUUUUAAAAUCAUGGUGAAAUGUAAUAUAUGUACAUAAUUUUUAAGUGUAGAAAUAACUCAUUUGGAUAUUAAUAACUUCUUUUUCAUAGUUGAGAGUAUUCAUCAUAAUAAUUGGUAUUCUAAGUAAAAUAGCAACCCAAAUUCUUUCUUGUUGCUAUGAUAAAGGAGCUAGAAUGGGAAGGCUAUCUUUUAGAAUGUUUUUAAAAGGCCCUUAGUUUGCAUAACUGGGAUAGAUACAAAAGCCACCGACCAAGUAGCCUGAGGAAAAGCAAGUCAGCAAAUACACUCCAAGAGAGCAUUUGAGUAAUGUCUAAAUUAACAAAGCUGAUGAUUUUCAAAGCCAGGUGGUAAUCAGUAUGACCUAGAGAAAUGUUUCAAAGGCCUUCAUGCCCUAACUAGAUAUCAAACCAAUGAUGUCAGUAGCUCUGGCAGAGCUUCAGUCUUUUUCUAAGUCCCCUAGUGAGUCCAAUAUGCAGCUGAAUUCCAAAACUCCUGGCUUAGACCACAGAUCAAAGACAGCAAUUCAAUGAACAUUGAGGAAUUAAUUCAGGAAGUAACACUAAGCAAAGAAAUCUUUUUAAGGUCACAAACCAAGAAUCAUGAUACAUAUCUGUAAUCCCAGCAUUUAGGAUUCUGAGGCAGGAUGAUUGAAAAUUUCUCAAAACCAUUCUUGGUGACAUAGCCAAUAAAUUAAAAAAUAAAUAAAUAAAUAAAUAAAUAAAUAAAACAAAACAAAAAAACAAAAUCAGCAAAAUCAUGGGUGAUAUCCAUUGUUUCAAUACAAAUCAAAAAAAUAAAUCCCAAAGGGCAUACCCAAAGGAGAUAAAGUGAUAAUUUCUAGCAGAACUAAUCCAGCAAGAGUUCAUUGUUCUUACCAUUAAAACAAAGAUGCUUCCUCUGGGCAUCGCACGUGACAGGAAGCCCACACAGCCAUGGGAGCAAAAGACAGGCUGUGUUCUUUAAUCUAUGAACACUGUUUAGCUUCAGGGUUUAUUAGCGCAAGAAUUAAAAGUUUGGUAAGAGAACCUGUGAAGACAGUGCCAAAAAAGUUAUAUUUCAUUUUAUGGAUUUGCUUAAGCAAUGCUUGUCACACCAACCUGGUGAAGAGAUUCAUCUGCAGGGCUGUUAGUACAUCUGAGAAUGGGACUAAGAAAUCUGUUACAAAUGUGUCAAGUUCUUCUAUUAUGAAUAAAAAAUACAUUACUUUGAACUAAGGCCUAUAGUAUGAAAGAUGGUAAUUGUUUGAAAACUUUGGUAUAAAGGAUUUAACUAGAAUGUGAAAGAUUCCAGAUAAAGCAGAGGACUUGAGUUAAACCUGAUAUCAAUGAUCAAUGGAUACUCUUGACACAACAGAUAUGCAAUGCUGUUUGUCACUUAUAUGAAAAUCAUAUUUAACAAUAUGUCAUAUUUUAAUUUGCUGAAUCUGACAACUCUAAGGCUCUGGCUGUGUGUCAGAUGGGUGGUAGGACCAGAAAGAAUGUAGAACAAAAUAUAUUAUUAGGCUAAAUAAACAAAACAUUAUGUUUCGUGUGGGAUGGAGGAAAUUGAGCACAUUAGGAAUUGAGCUUUAAUGUAAAGGACUUUUGUUUGCAUAAAUCUUUCCAAGGUGCUGAAGGGUCCAUGGCAGUGUUAUAUGAAGUUUGCAAACGUCAGACAUUCUUGUGUUAUUUUUUCAAAGAAUACAUACAACGAAGCCAUUUAUACAAAGAAGCCAUCCCUCAAUCCAGUUGAGCUGACAGCCAAUAUUAACCAUCUCAGACUCCAGGCAUACACUCCAGGCUUCAAAACAAAAUUCACUCUUUACCUGUAUAUGGAACACUAACUAUCAAAUAAAACACACGGAAAUAUAUUAAUAAACCUAAGGGGGAAUGAUAAGUAAAUAAACCCCAGAGCACUGAAAAUCUUCUGUUCCAGCUUCAUCAAGAACUGACAUCAAAAGCCUAAAUGUGCUCAAUACUGGCAAAAGUGGUCCCCUCUGAAGCGUCAUAUCAGCAGAAAAUAUUUUAUUUCUCAAAUAAAUUUGACCAUGGGGCACCUUCACAGACUAGUGUCCAUGUGUUCAGCAAACAUAGUGCCAUGCCUUACUAGAAAAACUUUUCUUUGUCACUAGAGUAUUGAUAAGUAUAUGUUAGAAAUUCAAAGGAAGGGGUAUCCCCAGGUCAGUGUGAAAAUCAGUUAUGUCCUAAAUAGCAUCAACCACACAGAGGAAUAGACUGCUUAUGGGGAAAUAAGUCAUCAGCUUGAGUAAUCGAAAUAGGAGUCUGGGCUUCAACACAGACAACUCCAAUCUGACUUUCCCUUUUUUUUCCAGUACAAGUUGAGGAUGGAGAAAGUAAAUAAAUAGAAACCAAGUUGGGCCAGACCAAAAAGGGUACCGUGUGAGCAAAAAUUGUCAAGUGGCCAAAGAUAUAAAUGGAUAUUUUCAUAUUUCUGAAAGCCAUUAUAGUAGUCUACCAUGCUUGGAAAGUCUUUGUCUCAACACACUUGAAGAGGUUAUUCCUUUGAGAACAUUAACAAAGGGAAGAAGAGAGUUGUCUACAAGUGAGACCUGUUUGGGUGUUGAAGUUGCUUGUGACCAGUACAUAAACAUUUCAAAUCUUGGAAUAAAAGCAAUACUUGGAAAUUUUUAGUUAUCAAAAAAACAAUAAAGAAUUGUUAACAGAGCAUGUCAGCAAUCCCUUGCAAAUGUCCCUGCAAAUGUUCUAGCAGUGUUUUGUUCAUUUGCUAUUGAUGCAUUAUAACUAACUCUGUGAACACAUUUUUUAAUCACCACUGUUUAUCUGUAAUGUAAUUACCCACUUGGAUACACCUCAAGUAAACGGAUUGGAUAAACUAGUACGUUCUUAACCCUGUCAUUUGUCUGUCUGGGUGUAUUUAUAGGUCAGGAACUUCACUAAUAGCUCCAGACCUAUGCGGUAAAUAACAAUAUUCUGGGAAUUUGAAAAUAUGAGUUUAGAAAAAAGGAUCAGAAGUUAAGGGAAAUAUUGAGCAAUUGUGUAGAAGUGCUUAUAAAAGAAUGUUACAGAAGUAAUGCCUCCAUUUCCUUCAGUGUAGAAUGAUAAAAUCUGCAGACACAUGACUAUAAUCUCUAAAUUAGGAUAAGCAAUGAUAUAAAUCAUGAAAUAUCAGAAGAGUGUGUCUUAUCUAUUGAUUUACAGGUUAAUGUAUGUUUUCCUGACUAAAGUGCUUGAAAUUCCUCAAUUAUUUUUAACUGGGUUGUUCUUUACUUCAAUUAAUAGACACAUUCAUGCAUUUGUAUCAUAUGACUAUGCUGAGCUUGGAUUAAGUCUUGGGGGGAAUAGAGAAUUACUCUAGGGUAUUGCCUCUACCAUUAAGUUGCCUGUGAUCUUUUGGAAGAUUCUUGCAGGGGAGCUGGUCACAACAAUAAGACACAAAAGGUGGUUUGUGAUAAUUUGCCUGACUAAAUUGUCACUUGGUGAAGGAAAUGUACUUCAGGUGCCUUGAAGAAAGUGUUGGAUCCACCCAGCACUCUAUGGACUUUAACUCCAAGUGAAGUUAAGGGGAGACAUCACCCAAAUUGCCUCCCACUUUCUCACUUCCUGUCUCACUUCUUUUUCAAUUAUCAUAAGUAUCAGAUAAACACCCCUUAGAGAGCUCCACUUCCAGAGUGCAGAAAAUACCGGCAUGGUCAGCCGCACAAUGAAUUUGUAAGUUCUCUUGCCUGUGCAGUCCUUCCUACUAAUAUUAGCUUAUAGUCAAGCAUUCCUUAAAUAUUUAUCAGUAGCUUAAAUAUUAACAAAAGCCAUUGUCUCCUUGGGCAGCACAAGGAUUGUAUUCCCAUCCUAGCUUGUCAAUGGGAAAAAAAGAAAAUACAUUUGAAGCAGGGAAACAUUAGCUUCCAUCCACAACUGUAAAAUGUAGGUGAUUGUUCUCUUCCUGCACAAGGAGGUAAAAGAGACUACCCGAAGCCAUUUGCUUCUGGAAUUUUUGGAAUAUGAACACAAGCACAUGAAGCCAGCCUGGCAUAUGGAUGAGUAAAUUACUCCAUCCAAUGCUUGGGGUAUUCUCUUCCUCCCUCUGAAUGAAUAAUUUACUGGUAUUGUACCUGCUGUUUCCAAGUGCACAUUAAUGAUUUAUUUCUUGUUCUUAAAAACAGAUGCUUAUAACUAAAGCACAGGUUCUAUAAGAUCAUUAAGGAGUCCACUAAUGGUUGGAAGAAUUAAAGUGAAAGUGGGUGGUGUGAAUCCUCAGAUGAAUAGACAUUUUCUGUACAAAUUGUACCAAUUUUGUAUAUUGCUACCACAGAGAAAUUUCUCUUCUUAUAAGUGUUCUGUCGUGUGAAACCUGUUUCAUUCCCCCUAUGCUUAGCAAAUUUAUAGUUAAGUUCCAGAGGAAUUCUGGCUUAGAGCAUAGCUUUGUUGUUCAUUUAGGUUCUUAUAGCUAUUUUGUCCUGUGUCUUCGUUACAAGGGUCUUGCCAAAAACAAAACAAAACAAAACAAAACAAGUGUAGAUGUUAAUGAAGCAGCAUUGAAUUAUUGUUUUAAAAUGCAUUAUUAAUCAUGCACAGUUUUCAGCAUCUGGGAAGUCCCAUGAACAAAUAAUUACAGGUAACAGUGUCUUGGGAUAUAUGGUAACAUUCAUUUCUACUGUUUUUGCUUCCGCCUUGCUGUCUGCUGAAAUUGCUAUUUACCUUUGUACAUGCUUGAAUUUUGAAGCUGAGAUGAUUCUGAAUUAUCUGAAUUGUCUUUCAUACAUACUGUGUGUCCUACAUAAGGAAAUUGGCUUGUGGAGAGCAAUGAAUAUGAUAGGCUACAAUCAUUUUCUUCUUGCAUCUGCCUCUGCAUCUAAAACUGAGGGGGUGCCUGCUACCCGAUUAAGUGUGUCUCUACGUGAGUACCUUUCCUCUCCUGUAUACAUGGGGUUUGCAUUCUGGGCUCUCCUUUUCUGUAUCCGUUCCAGUUAACAGCUUCUAGGAAACAUACAGGAGAUGCGGUGGACAAUACUUGAUUAAAUAUAUCUGGAAAUGAGCUAACCCUGAAACCAUUUCACUUACAAGCAAAACCAACUGAAAUGCUUUGACGAAUGUUUUUGGUGGAUUUGGGUCUGAGACAUGAGACCAUAAUCUCCUUAAAUGCACUGUCCUCGUUCCUCAAGGUACCAAUACUGAAUGCACAUAAUUGCAGGUUGCUCAAAAACUAUUAUAAAUGAAAUAAACUUUAGUGGCUUGUAAAGAAUGCUUACUGGCAUAUAUUACUGUGUUUAUUACCUGUGUGUCCAGUCUUGAGCCAUUGUCAUCAUGUAAUUUGCUUCACAGCUUUGUCGUCACUGCCUCCCAGAUGGAAAUACGAAACUGUUAACUCAUUCAGCACAUUUAACUCUGGGAAACAUUCUGUGUUAAGGUGGUAUGAGACUAAGCCAGCAUUGCCAGGCAAUACUGAGAUACAUUGGAAUGCAAUAAAGAAAUGUAGAUAUUACAGAUGACUCCUUCAUGCUACCCGUAUCCUCGUUUAUUAAUGGGAUAUACAAGCUAUUCUUGCAUCCUGUCACUGUCUGACAGUAUGAUGGUAACUCCAUCCAAGGCAGAAGUUUUAAGAGCCAAGGUAUUUUUAAAUGUUAUGGUGAUCUCCUAGGGGUCAUUAAAGCUCUAUAUAGUGAAUGACUAUCCUUACUAGUCUAGAGAGAAAAACAAAAUAAAAUAAAACUCUCCUUUUUUCUGCUGCUCCAAGAUUAUUUUCAUAGACAGUACAACACCCCAGCACACAGCACCCCUCUGGUACAAAACUGUUGGAAGAAAAGAAACUGGUGUCCUUCUGGAAUCUUCUAAAGCAACAGUGACAAUAAGUAAAGUUUUUAAGGUGGAGUGAGUAAAGUUUUUAAAGUGGAAUGCCAAUGUGUGAGUUUUAUCUAUGUCUUCUCCAAAAGAUAAUUUUGGCCAGACUUAAAAGACUCAAAAGUUUCUCUACGCAGCCUCGAUCAUAAACUUUGCUUCAGCUGUGGCAGCUUGGAUUCAUUACCACUUAGUGGUAGCACUAUUUAAACAUUAAUAUUCCUAAUAUGAAAAGCUAUUAUAAGUAUAUAUGGAUUUAUAUACACAUUGAUGACUAUAAUGCAUUUUUAUACUAGAAAAAA